AUGUUGGAAAAGCAACUUUCUGUCCUUCUGGCAACAUAUCUCAAUCGCUUUAUCUGUGAUCUCAAUGAGGAGCAACUGCGUGUCUCCCUUUGGUCCGGUGACUUGGUACUGCGUGAUCUGGAGCUGCGAACGAACAUCAUUGACCAGAUCAUUCUUUUCCUCUUUCAGGGUCGGCAGGAGGGCGGAGGCCACGAGGAGGCGGCGGGCGGUGAUGCCGCAAAGGCGGUGGCGCAGGCACUCAUGACGCCCUUCACAGUUGUCAAGGGACUAGUGAAGAAGUUGACGAUCAGUGUUCCGUGGUCUGCCAUUGAUCGCGAGCCAAUCAGUGUGGAGGUUCAUGGGGUGGAGAUUCUCUUUGGCCUUUUGCGUGGAAGGCCACACAACGCCGAUGAGGAUGCCGCCCGCGUUAUGGUGGUGAAGCAAAAACAGUUGCAUAUGUUUGAAUUGGGAAGAUUAGACGGUCGAACGGAAGGCCAUGCAGUUGCGACGGGCGCCGCUCUUAAAUCCGACACCGGAGGUGGGACAAAAAAAAAUCUCUCUUACGUUGAGAAACUCAUCGAGACAAUCAAAAGAAAUAUCCAUGUCGUGAUGCGCGAUGUAUCCUUGAACUACGUUGUGAGCUAUCACGGUCUCGCUCCGUGUUUUAAAUGUGCGCUUCGCGUAUCGUUGGAUUACAUGUGCGUCACCGCAACGGAUGAGGAGUGGGAGGAUCGUUUUGUCAUGGACCUGUCAAUGCCCUACCGCAAGAAAUUGGUGAUGACCGGGCUGCGGGUUUCAGUCCAUGCAAUAGAAAAACAGCACGCUGAGGAGGCGGAGACUCCGGGCGAUGAAUCGUCAAAGUGGCAGAGGGAGAUGGAUAUCGUUGAGGUGGAGGAUCUCACAAUGUGCCUCCAAUUAUCAGGAGGCAAAGAGAGCGCAGAUAUUGAGUUGGAUGCCGCGGAGCAAUCUGUGAUUUCUGUGAAAACAACUGCUCCCAUCCGGCUUCGAGCAUCUUUUGGAGUAAUUGGGUUUUUAGCCAUCAUCAAUGAUUCACUCAAAAAUGGUUUACUGGGGUUGAACUACAGGCAACACCUUCACUUCCUUGCCAAAGGUAACGAGGAGAACCUAAAGUGGACGCAGCGACGCUGGAAAUUUGCCCUUUGUUGCGUCAUGGACGACGUCAGAAGAUCCAAAAACAAAACAAAAGGACAUCAGCGUUUCAUUGAAGGUGUUGUUCUCUUUGGCAAACGUCGAAGGGAGUAUUGUGCGUUAUGGAAGAGAUGCCAGGGGGUGGAGUGGCUUCCACCCCUUACAUCGGACGAAAAGGAUAAUCUGGAUACUCUGGAGGAAAUCCUUACAGUGGAGCAAAUUGUGUUUUUGCGGUGCCUGGCGUAUGCUGAUCUGAGUAGGGAACGGCAAUCCAUGAGGCAACAAAAGUUGUACAUUGAGGAUGUAAAGAAGCGAAGGGAGAUAAAAAAACAGAGCGUUGAAUCAGCUGGCAGCCGGUGGUGGUGGUGGUGGCGGCUUAGGCAGGGGAAGGUCCAUGAAAGCGCCACCGUGAGUGAGGCAAAUGAAACUGAAGGUGUGGCAGGUGGAUUUGAGGCGGAAUGGGAAUUUGGUUACAAUUUUCUUCAGUACAUUGCGACAAGACAUGUGGUGGGAAAUUCUAUGAAAUCAUCAUUAUCUUCGUGUUCGCCAUCAACAGCUACCAUGGCGUCUACGAAACCCGUUCUCAUUGACGCGCAGUUUCCACAGGUAGAUGUGGAGUUUGAGCCACACGCCUGGAGGAGCGACCUGACUGAAAAGAAGCCUCUUCUCUCAUACCUGGAGAAUCUGCAGCAAAAUCUAAAUGCCCGCCUCAAUUCUGUGGUUUUUAAAUACACUUUAACUUCAACUCCACAAGAACAGCUUGUUGGAUUCAGCCUGUCCGUUGAAAGUGCUUCUGUGGGCUUUACCGGAUCCUUGCCAUCCGCUGUACUAUACACACGUGAGGUGUGUGAAGGGAAAAAGAGGGGAAAGGACGUCGGUGAUAGAAAUUUUGUGCGUGAGCCUUGGUUGUCCAUCAGUGUCAAUGAAACGCAUUCCAUGUUAAGUGCUUUUAUCACCAGCACCUCUCUAACUCUUCAGCCAUGGUGUGAAUUGCAGUGGUGGAUGGCCGGUGUUCAACAUUUUCUGGCAGUGCUGCCAGAAUACACGAAGCAGGAAUUCAGCUCUCCCUGUGAAGUGCCCAAUUCGCACAGCCGCUUAUCAUCUUUGCCUACAAUGGAUAUUAACUUUGCUGAAGUUUUUCUUACCGUACCUUUGUUUAGUGCAUACGGGAACGAGAGGAAGCUGGUUGUUCACGCCCCCGACAUUCAUCUAUCCACUGUAAGCGAGAAGAAAGAGGGGCAGAAUGAUCAGCAUCGGCUCAUACGAGAGCCUCCUCCCAUUGUGGGCUUGCAUUUCUUUGUGGGUGAAGAAGAACCAGUGCGACUUUACUGCGAGGGCAUUGGUGACAUUUUGGUGUUAUCCUACGUAAGGGUGGACGUGGCAUCCGCUGAGCAGUUGAGUGCUGAGGUGAGUACGCGUGCCAAGUUGGCAAUUGCCCCCAGCGUGCUUGGACUCAUUAAUAACCACAUGGAAUUUUUUGAGGUUUCACAGGGAGAUGUUGGAGAAUCUCUUCUUUGUGAAGUUAUGAACAACAAUGGGAAGUGGUGCCUGGAGUCAAACAAUGCGCUUUCUGUUGGAGGCACCAUCAUGACGUUUCCAGGAGCCCGAUGCCGCAGUUUCCUCCGACUGCUCCACCAGUCAGCUUUCGCACGAGGAGUGGACCACAGAGAAAGGACCGCGCCGUCUGCUGCUGAAGCCACAUCGCCACUGUUGCACCGUUUGGUUUUACGUAUUGACUUUGCACAUGCAACUUUGCGUAACACGAACAACGAGGACGUUGUGGAAGUGGAACUGCCGGGGGUGGAAAACUCAGGCUAUGAAGAGGCAUCUUCAUUCGGAUCUCUUCCGUCAAAAGAUGCGUUUGUACUAGAUAUGACAUACUCCGUUAUGAACGGUUACAACAGCUUGAUUUGCCUACCGGAUGUACAUGUCACGGCCCCUUCGGGCCAACACGUAUUUGUGCUUGAAGGUCUGAGAGUCAUGUAUAGCACUACCACCUUGCUGGCUUCUGUGGAAGCCGAGGUGCUGGACAUACGGGUCUGUCAGUCUCUUGUUGAUUGUGUGGAACUGUUGCUGAUGUCCUGUGCCUCAUGGCAAACUACUCCGUCCUCCGAUUUGUUGACGCGUCCCAGCCUGGAGGAAAAUCCAGGCGUGACCGUUUUGUCAGGCUCUGCCGCAAACACUGGCCAGGUCAUAGAGAUGAGUAUAAAACGGUUGAGCCUUUGCUUUCAGUUUCACCAGACGGAGGAGUGUGUUGCCGUGCACCUGAACGAAUUGUUACUCCGUGCUGAUAGCUCGUGUGGUGGUCAAAAUUUAAAACUACAGGGUUCUCUUGAUAGGGUGGAGUACAUUGCGGAGGACGCGGAGGGUGUGAAAACAUUUACGCUUCUUGCGUCCAGCACCGGCCUUCUGGGAAGCGUAGAGGCCCCUUCCUUCACGUGUACCGUGGAGAGCACGACCGUCGCGGGCGGUGGCGUUGGUGGGCAAACUCGCGUGUCGUUUUGCAUGAGGGGUGGCAGAGUGGGUGUGUUUUACGCGUACUGGAUGCGGCUGCUCUCGGUGCGGCGCGACCCCACCGUUGUGAGUCUGUUGAAUCUAUUUGGCUCUGAUGACUGCAGGUGUGGCUUGCCCGAUACGCCGAAGGCCCCUCAGGAAAUAUCACACAAGUCAACAUCAGCGAGUGCUGCGAAAGUUGCCCCCGGCUCGGUUGUCAUUUCGGGUGAAGUGAAAGCGUUGGAGCUGCUUCUUGCAACGGACGCCACCCGGGAGGUGGACUGGCUGGACAGCAAGACUUACUGCUACCUUUUUGUUGAUGGGGUUUCCCUCUUGGCGGAGACUCCAGGAGACAAUGGAAACAGCCGCCACGGCAGCCGAAUUGCGGUCGAAGCGCCUCCGUCGCUCCGGGGGCAAUUGAAGCUGUUUGGCAUUUCCCAAUUCUCCCCGGGAGGGUCCGAAGGCGUGUUGCUACCAUUCAUCACGCAGGUGUCAUUAAUUUUUGAGAAUUACACACGGCUGGUGCCAAACGCAGAAAAGAGUGGGUACGAGUAUGUCAAGGGUGGAAGUGAAGACAUGGCAGUUCACGUGUUGAUUGGUCCGUCGGACCGCGAUGACAAGGCGAAGGAAGUGCCGGCGGAGGCGGCGAUGGAUGUCAAACUCACCAUGCCCAUGCUGAAUGCUUUUCUAUGGGUAUUUUCUGCCAACAUUUUUAACGCGUCUCCCUUGGCCGAUGGGAUGCAGGAGUCUGAUGAAAUGACAAUGCCGACAGUGGGGGGUGGGAGGCUGGUGUCCGGGACCGGAUCAUCGUCACCACCACCAACACUCUCGUUGCUUGUCACCAUUGCCUCGGUGCGCUUUGUUCUCAUUAAGGAACCUGAUAUUUUCGUCAUGCGUGCUCAGUUUCAGGUUUAUUUGUUUGACGGUGGUGAAAGCGAAGAUGCAGUGACGCAGAUGAUCCAUAUCAAUGCGCUGACUAUAGAUGAUAUCAGCCCCAAUCGCCGCGUUAUGAGACGUGAAGUCCCUCAAUGGCAACAGCAGCAGCAUGGCAUCACACGAGAGUCACACACAAGUCAAAAGAAGCGGAUGCUUGAACUGGAGAGUGGAUGCAUCACCACGUUGAGAUUACUGGAGGGUAUGAACAACACCAUGUUGGCCAUGACAACCAAUGUGCUGCUGAACGGUGUACACUUUUCCACUGCCAGGUGUUCGUGGACGACGCUCAUGGGCAUGCUGCUGCUCGACGUCUCUUCGGCGGCAUGGGCAGCGUUGACAAACGGUUCCUCUAAAGUCCAGGGCGAGUCGAAAUCGAAGCCAUUGACGCUGGAAGUGACGGUUCACCAGAUCCAUGUACAACUGGAGCUGCCGUGGGAAGAGCCUCUGGCAGAACUCUCAAUACGCUCCGUGAGCGCGCAGCUUCAUGAGUGUGAUGGAAACAAAAUAGCGGAGUUUUCUUUGGAUGAUCCCAUCUCUUUUACUCCUUAUCUCAAUCACGCACCGCAGGCGAACAUCCUGGAAUGGGGAGAAAUGAGUGAAGAAAAAACGCACACCACUGCGUCAAGGCCUUUUCUUCACGUCAUUUUCACAGAAUCGCACGAGAAUUGGAAGGAAUACGAUUUCCAUACGUCUUAUGAAGAGAAGCCACAGGUUUUUUACCCCAAUAGAGUAGAAGUCACUCUUCAGUCGCCGAGGCUAGUUGCGGAUGUGAAUUUUAUGAUGCGUUUAUUACGCUUUGCGUCGGACGAGGCGGAUGCCUACAGUUUGCUUUUGGGGGCUUCAACUUCCGUAAAGGCAACGCCCAUGACGUUUGUGACCGUGAUGGAUAUUUCCGUGAAGGACCUCCGGGUGCUUUUUUCCACGUCGGAAGCAACACCAGCACCACGCUGGUAUCUUACUGUGGAAGGUGUAAAGUUGACAAAUGAGUGUGUCGAAACGACUGUUAGCGACAAACCUUUAGGAGUAAUGGAGUGCAUGAACUGUUUCUCUAACGUCUACACUGUGAAUGUAUAUGGAGCGUUCCUCUCCUGUCAGCAGCUUUACCCGUUACGGUUACCGAACACUGUGGUACGUGCUCAGAUCCCCAUACCGCAGAGCUUAUUUACUGAGUGGAAGUCAACAGUGUCUGUCACACCCGAUGAUCGUGCGCACGUGCGCUCCACGUUUAACUUUGUUUCGCCCUCAUCACUGAAUGACCCCCAAUCGGUGCCUUCUUUUUGUAAGCUUGUUCACAUUCAAACGGAGGAUGAUGCCUCUCUUUCAUUUUCUGCACUUCAUGUGCGGGAUGCACUGCGUGCGCUGCUAUUGCAAGCGCCUUCUGAAGAUGUGCCGCCAUAUUACGUCCCGCCCGUCAAGUUAGCUCAUGCGCCUGUUUGUGCGACUUCUUCCGUCUCGGUCACUCUGCCACGGGUUUCCGUUCGAUUGACGGAGAGCGGUCACGUCAAUGCGACAGCGGAUGCAUGUGCAGACGGUGAAAAAGGUGCAAGCGGCAAUGGCCUUACCAAAAGUGCCGCCGCCGCUGCCGCCAUUCUCGCGGAAAUUCGCUUCCUUGAAGUUGUGGCACUCUCCGCGUCCCUUUUCCCGCAUGAUGAGAUAACCAUGCGGGCGCGGCUUUCUAUACAAGGGGCAUUUGAGCUUCUUGACGGGAAUGGCGUUGUUGUGUUGUAUCGCCGCGGGAGCGCGACGUUGGCGCAUGAAAAGCAGCAACCCUCUCGACGUUUGCGUGACGCCGAUGACGCCGGGCUUCAAGUGGACGUGAGCGACACCCAAACGGAACGCCGGAUUUGCCUGGAGUCGAAUGGGAUCAUCAUCUCACUGCGGCCGCACACGGUGGAUUUUGUUCUUCGCAUGCAUAACGUUAUUGGUCUUAUGCAUCGUGAAGGGCUCUUUGUGGUUGAAGGCAAACACAGCACGAGCAACAGUUGGGGCAAUAACGAGGGUGACGCCGAUACAGCUGAAAUUCCGGUUUCCCAGAAUGAAAAACAAACAGUGUUGAUUAUUCGUGUUGCUCAUUUUUUGUUGAUGAUGGAGAAUACGGCGUUACUGGAAGCUCGAAAUGUGGAGUCACGUUUAGGCUGGAAAGAUGGAAGCACUGCAGGUAUUGACACUUACAUUCCGUACAAUAUUUUUAUUGGGGAUCUCUUGUUGCGAGAAACGGAUAGUCAUCAUAUAUUUGUGUCUAUUUCAGCCAUUGAGCUGUCUCUCGGAGUAGGAGAAGUGAGCAUUCGAGCAAAUCCAUUUAUUAUAAAUAACUACGACGUGUUGUUUUACGCGCGUCUUUGGAAUAGUGCGGAGGCGCUUUACCUUUAUGUUUUGCAGAACGUCACAUUCUCAAAGAAACAUGAGGAUGGGUUUCAGCAGACCGUGAUGGCAACUCUUACAGAUGUACGUGUGUGCUUUUUUCUAUCUCGAGAACACCCUGCUUCUGGAGAAACGGCCGGCAGGAUGGAAAUUGUGUUUCCCGUCGUGAUUUUAAAGCAAAAGGCGAGCACAGUGGAGAAUCGUGUAACGUUUGAAACGGAAAAAGGUAUCAUACGCUAUCGCCGCCCAGAGGGUCGGCUGCCGCCCUUUGUGAAAAAUAUUUGCUUUUCUUGCUUUGUGGAGAAUGGCCUUGUGACGCAGUCUUCUUCCGUCAUGAUACGUCUCAGUGGCAUUGAGGCCUUUAUCCCUCUUGGGGAUACUUUGCAGUGUUGUGCAGAGGCAGUGGCGCAGGCGUUCCUGCCGCUGCUUUCUGUUUUUUCUACGGUGUACCGCAACGUUGACGUUGGCCCUUCUCCCACGAUCGAUUUACCCGCAACGCCACUAUUUUGCGACAGGCUUGUCUUUAAUGUUCCAUUGGUUUCGUUGAAUGUUUGUGCCUCCCAGUCGGAUGAAGAAGAAUUGGUAGAAAGGCCUGCCGUUCUUUUUGGCGUCAGUUUCCGUCACAUCGUCUAUGAGCGAAGCCGCACCGGUGGGAAUGAGACGACACUUGCCCAGAUUCAAUCCGUCACCAGCACUGUGGACGCAACCCUCCAGAAGGAAUUUGUCAGCGCAAAAUCCCCGAACGGAGUGCUGGAUGAGCCGUCCCAGUGGGCCUUAUACUUCUGUAAAAAGAUUUCAUCGGGCGAGAGAAAGGCGUUUCUCCCCUCAUCAUCUCACACGGAUGAGGAAAAAGAACAAGGCGAGGGUGGAUAUGCGUUACGGCAUGAACAACUACCUAGGCGUCUUGUAAGUGUCAUUUUCCGCGCCCAUGCCGUCAAACUUACCGUUUCACCAAAGCUUCUCAGCACUCUAAACGAGCACGUUCUUUUACACGUUGCAUCCGGAGUUCAUCGCAUUAGGAGUAUGACGGCAUCGUUGUUUUCAUCCCGUCAUAUGGGAGAUUCUGGAUCUUCGUGGAGUCACAGCUCUGUUAGAGACCCCAAUGAUCGUGUUAUCAUUAUCACAAGUGAUUGUUUUCUGAGCAAUGACCUCACACUGGGUGGAAAAAGUGGAUCAUGUCUUCGAUUUUCAAAGGGGGCCAUUGAAAGCAAUCCGCAUAAUAAAAUAACUGUGAAAGGCAUUAAUCAUGCAAAGGUUUUUGUGUCGAUUUUUGUGACUCCCGAUGGCACGUUGAAACCGCCUAUUGUUGUGGAUCCAGGCCUGACAGUUAUAGUUGAAGGUGUUCCGUUUUUUACGGAACGGGGAAAACUGACUGACUACGUCGAUUUGGGUGCGCGUUCACUCUUUUUGGCGCCCACUGAAAUGCCUACAGCGAAUUCCCUUGGGUAUUCAGUGAAUUCACUGGAUACCCCUACCGCUAUUGUACCGUUGAAUACCGUACGUUGGUAUAAUCUUGAGGUGGUGAUCGAUGCCUCGAUUGAUGUUGCACUAUGUCUUUGGUCCGUACAUCAAUCGAUUGAGGUCUCCGGUGAGGCGUAUGCACGGUACAAGCUGGAGAAGAACUGCUACGAGGGCAACCGAGGGGUAAGAGAUUUCAUAGAUGAGUCUGGUGAGGUGGCACUGUCGAAUGUGUCAAUCUUGUGUGACAGUGGCCCCAUCACAAAGAACCCAGCAGGCCUGAUGGUUUACGUAAAGCACCAUAAAUUGAAAGAGGACCACACAAAUGCCGGCAUGACCGUGGUGCGAGCAAUAUUUCCGAAUAUAAGUUUUACGCUUUCGCUGGGGAACCUCCGACUUCUGUAUGACACUCUUGACCAGCUACAACAAGGCUUGAAUCACAUUGCAUCCACCAUGGAAAUGACAACAACCCGGGAAUCGGGAGAGAAUAGGGACGAGAAUGGGAAGCUUGGAAAGGGCGGAAAAACUUUUUCCGGCAGCAUGACGUAUUCCCCUCAUGCUGAACCUUCAUUGUUGUGGUCGCGUGACGGAGAAGUGGCACCAUUGAUUGAGUUUGGUGCAUCAGCAGCGUGUAUGGAACUCAUUUUGACGAAUGACUUCUACAGACCUGAGGUGUCAAUUGUUCUUAGUAGUUCUGCCCUCAUGGCAAAAGGAACGCGUAGUUUUAAUCGCAUGACUUGGACGGCGUCUACAACGGUGCAUGUUACGGACUACCCGCAGUUGCAGCCUUCACGUGAUUUGCUUCUCGUAUCACCUGAGGUGGCAGUGGAGUACGCCCGGUAUGCCGGCGGUGGGUUCUCUCUCCAAGGAGCUCUGACUUGUCCAGAAUUAUCUGUGACGCUCCCGUUGGUGACGGCGUUGCGUCUUCUCCGCUUUCGUUUUGACUUGCAACGCACUGGGGCCUACUCGUUUCGCAACUGUACCGGCAUCCCACUUCUUCUUUUAGCGGUGAUGAAGGUCAACAAGAAGAAUACUGGGGAAAGAGCUCCUUUCUGUCGUCUGCCUCCUGGAAAACUUGUGAAGGCAAGCAUUUUCCAUUACAAUCAAACCCGAUUUCGCAUUAUUGCUGAUAAUAAGGAAGACAUGGACGAGUGUGAUGGGAAUCUUAGCAUGUCCGGUGCCGAGGUGGACUUGUCAGCACUGCAGCGCGGGGCCACGUGCCGCUUUCCACUUCUUGGACCCUCUCUUGGUGCCCUGGACAUCGUGAUGCGCCUGGAUGAGAUUGGUCGCAUUGUCGACAUCACCACCUCUGUCGAAAUCAAGAAUGAGCUUGCCACACUUGCUGUAUGCCUGCCCGGAACUCCCUUUGACCCGUGCACGGUCAAGCCAAAGGAAACGUGUUACGCAACCCUUCCGUGUCUCCGUCAUCCAUUUUUGCUGUCUGUUGGGGAAUGGCAGCUGAGGACGAGGAAUGCGCUUGUCACAUUAGAAACAUUGAUCAAUGCAUUUACACUUUUAUCACCUGAACAGAAUGGCACGCUGGCAAGUAGUCUGAGCGACGCUGCUGUUGUCGCUCCGAGGCGUGCAUACAUGGAAGACGAUGACACGCUCAUGCUCCCUUUAACUCUCUCAAAGGGACAUGAUGAUGAUGAGGGCCGGGCUGAAGCGGGGGAGAAAAACAAAGAAAAGAUGAGGGUUCUGUUGGUGCUCACUCGGAGGAUUGCAUUGGAGAAUGAACCUCGCACGUCACACCUUUUGCCCCGUUAUGAAGUGGAAUUGCGUGUCUGCCCGAUGGUGGCUGUCUUUAAUGAGACAGGGAUGGCGCUUGCGGUGACGAUGGUAUCAUCUUCAUUUGUGGAUGCGGCGGUGCGUAAGUUGACUUUUUUGCGUGGAGAAGAAGAGUUUAACUACGUUUCCCAGGGCCAUGAGGGAGAAACGCUCAUGAUGGAGUUAACAUGUGAGUUUGCGGAGGGUGUGCGGUUGUGUUCCGCCGAGCCGCUGCCUCUCACUUUCACGGGAACAACGACAGUCGUCAUGAAAGACCCAGUUGGUGGAAGAAUGGCCGCUCUUUUGGUGGAGCGAGCGGCGCACAGUAAAUUUAUUGUGCGUGCAGCAGCCAUUUUGGUGAAUGCAUUGUCUUUCCCCGUGCGAGUGUACGACGGGUCGAAUGCACUGAUUUUGGGGCAGAAUGCUGAGGUGGGUCUCUGCUCGGGGAGUGAGUUGCCUCUGACACUUCCAAUUAUUCGAGAGCAGCUCCCGCGACCUGACACCGCUGUCUCGGUGCGUGUUGUGGCGGGUGGUUUCACGGCGAAGUCUUCUCAACAGUUUACUUGCAACGCCCCAACCGUUUCGGGUAUACUUCAGAGCGUGGAUGGGGACGUGGUUCGCAUAUUUAGGGCACAGCGGUCGGGCGGGAUUAAAAAAAUGUUUGCCCCCACGCCUGUGGUUCGUCUGGAGCCCAUGUGGGUUUUCCGCAAUCAAUGUGGCGUCCUUCCCUUAACGGUGUGCCCCGUGGGAAUGACGGAGUCUGUGGUCAUUGAACCGCAUUCAAAAAAGGAGUGGACCACCUUUUCUUUGUCAUCUGCGUCCGAUCCACUGAUACAGGUGCGUUAUGGCAGAAAUGAGGAAGAACUCUUUAUGUGGUCCGAGCCGUUUAAACUGGUUACCCUUGUUGGCACCAACGUGUCUAUCGUCAUGAGGCAUCGGAUGCGUGAGAAGACGGCAGAAACGGGAGAAUCGGUGUUGUCAUCAUCCGUUGUCAAGGCGGGUGUGGCCGUCUUUACAAGCAUGCGGAUCCCGAUUAUGGCAGGAGAUUCCCCGACAUGUGAACAUUUUGCGUGUCUUAGCAUUACGCCUUGGCGAAGGAAUGGAAUCUUUUACGUCGAUUUUUUUUUGGAUGCGAAAGUUCCGGUAGUUGUUGAAAAUCGCACUGAGCGGUUGCUACAAUAUGAACACGUAAGAAAGUCUUCCUCAGCCCCAACGCAAUUUCUUUGCGCCUACAUCAUCCAGCCCUUUACGGACGGUGUAACAUGCCUUGAUAGUGGGGAUACCGUCCAUGUCAUGCGAAUUACUUUGUUUGACGAGAAGAAGCCUCCUCAGCAGUGCGUCAUUGAUUUGUCAAAAGCCGCCGCGACACACGAGGCCGUAAGGGCAUCUCAAGGGAUGUUUGUAUUAUGUACUUAUGACUACAGAUUGCAGCGCUACUACGUCUCUGUUACAACAGACCGUUCACUUGAAAGCAGGCUUUUAUUUCAAUCCCGGUACAUCAUUCAUGUGGAGAUGUUUAUUCGCUCGCUUUCACUGUACAUCGCGUCUAUAUGUGUCCCAAAGGAUGAGAACACGUUACUAAAAUCACCACUGGCGGUACUGGUGACGAGAAAUCAACUUCAAUUGGGCCGAGUUAUCACUCCAGAGGACUCCGCGAAUGCUGAGGUACUUGCAGCGCUCAAGUGCCGGGAACUUGACAUUGUCCUCAUUCAAGCCCUUGGGAUCUACAGUGCUCUUUCUGUCAAUGAAAAGCAUUAUUUUGGCCAUCUCGAUGUUGGACGUUUAGCGUUUAUUGACUGCACAAACCCUCGACCAGCCCACCCGGUCAUCAUCGGCUUAAACAGCGGAGAGGCUCGUCGUAGUACAUCGAAUGACAAGGUUGAAAAGCCCUCCUUAUCGGUAAAUGUGCACGCUCUUGUUCCGGGUGAAUCCACGGUUGUGAAUGUGGGUUGUGCGUCGGUAAAGGAUGUGUUGCUUCCGCUUCAGCACCUUCGUGUCGAUGUGGCACCAGUGACGGUGAAACUGGUCGAUUCAUUUCUUUUUAUUUUGCGUCAGGCUGGCAUCUGUAUAUUGGAAACGACACAGCAAACCGUAUCCACUCGCACCAUGCAAGAGCUGGAAGAGGAUUGUCAUAGCCAUGUUGACCAUCUAGCGUCACCCUCCUCGUUUGAGGAGAUCCCUGUUUAUAACUGCCACAUCACACAAUUGAAUAUUUCACGCAUUGAUUUGGAUCUCACCAUCACACGCCGUAGCGAUGGGAAGUUUGAUCCUUUUUCGGGUAUCACCCUUGGCAGUCGGUUUAUACCAUCCGUGGAGCGGGCCCCUUUGAGCAUCAGUGAGGUGGAGAGGCGGGAUGUGAGUCAGCGUGGAAGCUCACCGUAUAGUGCAUUGCUAUCAUUGUUAUGGCCCUCGUAUAGGAAUCAGCUUAUGCUUCAGUUCUACAAGAUCAUUGGUUCCCUUGAGAUUCUGGGCAACCCCCUCGCACUAAUAAGCGGAUUCCAAAGAGGAGUCCAUUCAUUUGUUGUUGAGGUGGCGGAUAUGAACCCUGCGAAGGGGGCCCGCGAAUUUCUUCUUGCAACCACCUCCUCAGCUUUGCACACGGUUGGUCUUCUUUCCCGCGUCGGCAGCCGGACGGCAGCGACUCUCUCGUGGGACAAUGAAUGGCUUGAAACGAGGGGAGAGGAUGCGCGAAUUAGUGACCCCAUGAAUCGCAGUGGAGUCUUGUUGGGCAUGGCGCAAGGACUGCUUGACGGCAUUGAAGGUGCGCUCUCUCGUCCCUUGAGUGGCGCGCGAGCGACCGGUUUUACUGGAUUUUGCACGGGCAUCGCAACCGGUGCGGUGGGACUACUCACACGGCCAGUUGCCGGGGCUCUGGAUGGAUUUGGAAACACUGCGGAGUUUUACUCCAAGUUACUGCAAGAACCGGAUGAGAUUCCAAAGGCGCACCUGAGUUAUCUUGAGAGUGAGCGUAAUUUCAUUGCGGCUGCCGUCAGAAAUCCCAGCAAUUUUUCCGCUACUGGUAGGACAUCUUCCAGUGAUAGUAUGAAGAAUUCUGCAUCGUCAACAGCUUCAGGUAGCACCGCGGGGCCCAGUUCCAAUUUUACGGAACUUUUGACGCGACUGGGGCCUAGCAAAAAGUGGAACACCGAUGGCUGCGAGUUUGUGUCUCGGAUAACGUACGAUUGGAUAAGGCGGAAUGCAAGGUGCGAGGAUUCUCAUGGCGAAGACGCCACGCGAGCUCUAAAGCGUAGUGCUGGCGUUCAUAAUUAUGCUCUUUACGCGGAUUGGAACUCUUUUGUGGCAAACGCCACACCGGAAGAAUUUUACAACUGGGUCCAUGUUGCACUUGCGGCUGCGCUUGGUAAAGAAAUGGAGGCUGUCCUAUCGAGUGGCGACUUCUCUGGGGGUGGGCGUGCUCCGUCAAAGCUCCAGCGGACUCGUGAGUUUUUGCCCGAUACCCAAGGAAUUGGCAGUAGCAUUGGAGCGGGCCGAGGUCAUUAA
Messenger RNA from Trypanosoma cruzi, 13644 nucleotides. RefSeq lists its product as uncharacterized. The record is from RefSeq and is a predicted model, not a curated record. The coding region runs from base 1 to 13644 and encodes 4547 amino acids. NCBI's taxonomy places the organism in Eukaryota, Euglenozoa, Kinetoplastea, Trypanosomatida, Trypanosomatidae. Gene Ontology annotation, biological process: protein targeting to vacuole; protein retention in Golgi apparatus. The transcript has a single exon. Gene Ontology annotation, cellular component: extrinsic component of membrane.